AGGCUGCUCGGUGGGUGGUGAACAACCCAGUCCUUAUAAAAAACGGAUCCGAAGAAGAAGAAGGCUGCUCAGUGCUCGGAUGAUAUUCAAGAUAUUUUUUUGGAGUCUUCAAUUUUUAUUGUUGUGAUUAAAACAUUUCUAUGAGAGAUCAUAUGCUGAGUAAGCUGCAGGGAUGGAUGGAACUGAAACAAAUAGCUUGUUGUGUGACGACUACACUACUGCGAACGAAAUUUUUACUAAACGCAAUGUCUGCAAUGAAUCUAAUAAUAACAAGACUGGUGUAGCAGUGAGACUUCACAUGCGUAAAAUAGCAUUAGUGACCGUCUCCCUUCCACUCGGAGCUUUCAUUUUUUGUAUUUAUUUUUCUGUUCGUUAUAACUUUGAUGUGUCAACAGCUACCCACUGUGGAGUGACCAAUUACUUGCCAUCCAUCUCUAGUGCUAUUGGGGAGUUUGUACCUCAACGCUACAUUUGGCGGACAGCUGUGGCUCUUCAUUCAGCUCCACGAUUCCUUGCAGCUUAUCUCUAUGUUGCCUUCAUGAACAGAAUACUUCCCAAGCAUCCUGUAUAUCAGGUGUUGCAGAAGAUCUAUACAUGCCUGAAUUUGGUUGAAGUUUCUUCUCUUCUUGGUUUGUCAUUUGUAUCAUCUAGAGAGAACUAUGAGCUGCAUAAAUUGUUCUUCAUUAUGUUCAUGGUUUGCUCUGAGCUGUACAUGCUGCUGACAUGUCUACUUCUGAAAGACAACACCCGUCAGUUUGUGUCUCUGCUCGAGCACAGAGCAUUCUCUAUCAAGAAACAACUGAUGUUUGCCAACAUAUUUUGCUUCAUGGUGGCACUUUAUUUUUACCAUCGCCACAACACCUACUGCGAGCCCGGCAUGUACACGGCAUUUGCUUUUCUUGAGUACCUCAUUGUGCUCACAAACAUGGGCUUCCACAUGGCUGCAUACUAUGACUUCUAUCAUUAUCAACUUACUGUUGCUGAAUAUAAAAUGCCCCAUCCUAAUACUUGAGCUCUAUCAUAUAACAUACGAGGAUAAUGUUAUAUCCUUAAUUAUUCUGCCAGCUUCAUUAAAUACUUUUUCUUGAGCUAAUAACAUGGCAUAAUGUCUUAAGAAACAGUGAUUUUUAACAGUUUUUUCUGAUAAAAAAUGCUUUUACAACACUUCUCU
Messenger RNA from Hyalella azteca, 1171 nucleotides. Its product is annotated as post-GPI attachment to proteins factor 2. Gene Ontology annotation, cellular component: Golgi membrane; endoplasmic reticulum membrane. The transcript is spliced from 4 exons. Gene Ontology annotation, biological process: GPI anchor biosynthetic process. NCBI's taxonomy places the organism in Eukaryota, Metazoa, Arthropoda, Malacostraca, Amphipoda, Hyalellidae. Bases 173 to 1012 code for a protein of 279 amino acids. The record is from RefSeq and is a predicted model, not a curated record.